Molecule: messenger RNA, 666 nt
Organism: Lactuca sativa (garden lettuce)
Lineage: Eukaryota; Viridiplantae; Streptophyta; Magnoliopsida; Asterales; Asteraceae
Product: glutathione S-transferase T3-like
Source: RefSeq, a predicted model, not a curated record
AUGUUGUUGGCAAAAGCUUGGCUACAAAUUUCAGAAGAUAGCAUUACUGGAAGUCAACAACGUGAUAAAGAGUUCUGGAGACGAAUUACUGCAUACUAUGAAAAAAGCAACACGUCGAACGUUGCAAGAACUCAAGCCAACCUCAAAACGCAUUGGCAUUACAUGAACCCAUUUGCAGUUGCAUUUAAUCAAAUGUAUAUAGUGUUGAAAAGUCAACACCUCAGUGGAUGGUCUGAGGAUGAUCUCAAACGUGCAACUUUUGAGCAUUAUCAUGCGAGAUAUGGUGCCGAUUUUAGGCACGAACAUAUUUGGAAUAUCGUUAAAAAUGAACAAAAAUGGAAAGUUACAACUCGUCCAAUUGGUAGGAAUGCAGCAAAAAAAGCAGCAAAAGGGAAAGCUACCAAUUCCACUUCGUCAUCUGGUAAUAGGUUUGAUGAAAUACUUGAAAAACAUAUAGAAAAAAAUAAAAAGACUUUUGAACGCUAUCAAAACUCCUUGGAUAUGAAGAAUGCAUUGAAAGAAAGAAAGAUGAAGAUUAAAGAAGAAAAGGUAAAGAAUGAUGAAAUUUCAAUCAUUUUCAUGGAUCCCAGUACCAUGUCGGAAGAUGGACGUGAAAUUUGGAGAAAUCGUUGUGACGAGAUUAAGAUAAAAUACAAUAUGAAGUAA